CUUUGACUGUGGCUGUGAUCAGCAGCCCCCAAAACUCAGUGGUUUCCAGAUUCAGCCAGUUUAGGCUUGACUUGAGUCCUCGUGCUGCAAUUCCUCCCGUCUUUUGCCGCUAUCUCAGGCACCGUGCCUCGACCUGCGCCUAAUUAUUUGUGACCUGUAUCGACCACCCCUCGGCAACAUGACGACAGCCACUGCUCGGCUCUGUCUUGCUCCAGUGCAUCUGGAGGCUUCUGCGAAAGAGCAUUCUGCCCCACGCUUUCAGAUAAUUUCAAGCAUUGGCUCGUUGAAGCGCUUUGAAGGCCUGCGAUGCCACGGCGCGACCGCUAGGGCCCAGCCUGCACGGGUCACGGUAGUGCAGAGGCGGCUAAAAGGGACGGUCUCGGCCACUGCCACGUCAGCAGAUGCGCCUGCAGCGGUGUCGUCUUCAUUUAUUGGAGUUAAGACCGAAGAAGAGAUGAUGGACGCCAUCACGAAGGAGGCCGCCAGAUUCCGACUGCCUGAGCGUGUUGUGCUGGGCAUGCGCGACUUUUAUCACUCCUACGCCAACGCGGUUGCUUCGAGCGGAAUCGAGAAUGCGGAGCAGCUGUCUCUGCAGAUCAUGUCGACCGUCUUUGACGUCAUCAUGGGCCAGAUAAUGAAACCCCACGCCUUUGAGUCACACCAUCUUGCGGUCAGGGAGCCCUUCGACUACUACGCCUUUGGCCAGAACUACGUGCGACCGCUCAUCAACUACUCGAAGUCUUUCAUUGGCAAUGUGAAGAUCUUUGACGAGAUUCAAGCCAACCUCGAUGCUGGCCACAACGUCAUUCUGAUGACCAACCACCAGACAGAGGCGGACCCUGGUGUCAUCGCGCUCAUGCUGGAAAGCAGCCACCCGCGCCUGGCCACCAGCAUUACCUACGUGGCUGGCGAUCGUGUGGUGUUUGAUCCGUUCUGCAUGCCAUUCAGCCUCGGCAGGAACCUCCUGUGCGUGCAUUCCAAGAAGCAUCUGAACGACGAGCCUGAGCUGGCAGAGCAGAAGAGGGCGGAGAACCGCAGAACGCUCAAGGUGAUGGGGAAGCUGUUCAAGGAAGGCGGCAACUUCGUGUGGAUCGCCCCUAGUGGCGGCCGCGACCGCAUCAGCCCGGACUCCAACUACGUGCCUCCGGCUGCCUUUGACUCGUCUGCAGUGGGCCUCAUGCGUCGACUCACAUCAGAGUCGGGAGUGCCCAGCCACCUGCACCCUACCGCCCUCUACUCAUAUGACAUCAUGCCACCACCACGCACUCUGGAGAAGGAGCUGGGUGAGAAGCGAGUGAUCGGCUUCCAUGGUGUGGCAUUCAGCGUGGGCGAGGAGAUUGACUUUGAUGCCGUGACUGCUGGCAUUGAGGACAGGCGGGAGGCUCAGGAGAAGUACAGUGAUGCUCUGUUCGCAUCCGUAGUGGAGCAAUACGACCUGCUGGUGCAGGCAGUGCAGGAGAAAGGGCUGGAUGCAUCAACAGAUAAGGUGAAGCUAGAGCAGACAUGGCUGUAGCAGACCAGGCUGUAGCCUGGAUGCAUCCACAGAAGGCCCAGUGCUUGCAGCAUGCACUCCUGGUUGCAGGUAGCUCGGUGACCUUGUCAUGUCAUCCCGUGGCAUAUGCAUGCCAGAGAAAGGGCUGGAUGCAUCAACUCACAUGGACAGUGAGGGUGAUGCUGGAACAGACAUGGCUGUAGAAGACACCGCUGUAGCAGACAUGGGCUGCUGUAGUUGGGGUGAGGGAGAUGGACCACUGCACUGCAGCCUGCACUACAUGACCUUUCAAAAUCUCUUUGUGUUUAUAUAUAUGUAGGGGACAUCGGGAUCCAUAGAAGCUCUUUGUUUCUCCCACUAUGUCUGCAAGUAUAAUACGGUUUUGCCUCAGGAAAUGGCCAUACUGGUAUUUGUGGCCGGUUAUAUAUCUGAUUAUUGCUUGAAGAGCA
This is a messenger RNA of Closterium sp. NIES-67, 1941 nucleotides long. The record is from the annotation of a GenBank genome assembly. NCBI's taxonomy places the organism in Eukaryota, Viridiplantae, Streptophyta, Zygnematophyceae, Desmidiales, Closteriaceae.